CUUGUCUUUUUUUUUUUUUACAGUCAUUUUGUCGACUAGUCUAAAUAGCACCCCGUAUAUUGGCAUUUGGCAAACUAGCGUGUCAUGUUGUCACCUAUUUAUAAAUAGCGCACGUACUAACUGGCUAGAGUUCGGUGAAUUGGCUAGCUAGCUAGGUCAUUUAGUUAGCCAACCCUCUCGAACUCCAUGCCUUGUUAUCUGUAGGUACUGGUAGUUAGCUACGUUAGUUGUCUUUUUAAAGAAUGGCGCUCUAUUUUUCAUCAAGCUAAUAGCAAUGCUAGACAUGUUUUUGACCAUACAUUAAUUAGCUCAGAUUGCUGGGUGCAUGCAUGUUUAUCCAUAUUUUCACUAACGUGUAUUAUAGAACAGUUGAUUUACAUUUUUUUUUGUGAGUGAUACGUUGUAUCUAACAUUUUACAUUGUAGCGAUGUAUCCUUCUGACAAAGUAGGUACUGUAAAAGACUACGAGUUUGUGCUCAACGUUGACGUUACAUCUAGAAACCCCUGUAAAUGGUGGUUAUACCUUAGCUUCAGGACUCAACUUCGUGAGUCUGUUGGGACAUUAAUUGGGCUGAGAGGUUUACCUAUGUAACUACCAUGUAUAAAGGGUUCAAAUCGAAAUCUAAUCAAAUGUUGUUUGUCACAUGUGCCGAAUACAACAGUGCUUACUAAGUUACGAGCCCUUUUCCAACGAUGCAGUUUUAGAGACGCCAAAUUGAAAUGGUAGUUUUGACUGUUCUCCAAGUAUUUUAGAUUUUCAGUAACUGGUAGUGACACCAGCAACCCCAUCAGCGUGGCCAGGCAUGAGAGCUGAUAUCUGAGGAUUUAAACCACCAGCGCCACAAUGGAGGUACCUGCCAUCAGUAACAACCUCAACCUUUCAUAUGGGGACUUGGAUCCCUCUGACACCCCUCCCACCAUGUCCAUUGACAAGCUCUUCCCAGCACUCCUGGAGUGUUUUGGGAUCAUCUUGUGUGGCUACAUUGCUGGUCGAGCAAACAUCAUCACAUCCACACAGGCCAAAGGAUUGGGGAACUUUGUGUCCAAGUUUGCCCUCCCAGCAUUGCUCUUUAAGAACAUGGUACUCUUGGACUUUGGGAAUGUCAUCUGGCCAUUUUUGUGGAGUAUUCUCAUCGCCAAGGUGUCUGUGUUUUUCAUUGUGUGUGUGAUUACACUACUGGUUGCCAGUCCUGACACUCGCUUCAGCAAAGCUGGCCUAUUCUCCAUCUUUGCUACUCAAAGCAAUGACUUUGCUUUGGGAUACCCGAUUGUUGAGGCCUUGUACAAGAACACACACCCAGAGUAUCUACAGUACAUUUACCUGGUAGCACCGGUGUCCCUCAUGCUUCUCAACCCCAUUGGGUUUGCCUUCUGUGAGAUCCAGAAGUGGAGGGAUCAGAGAGACCGGCAGCAGAGCAAACUCCAGAUAGUGGGUGUGGUCAUCCUGCAGGUUCUGAAGAACCCCAUGGUCUUCAUGGUUGUUAUUGGCAUUAUCUUCCACUUCAUCCUGGCCCAGAAGAUCCCUGCUUUCAUGGAGCAGUUUGUGGACGGCCUGGCCAACUCUUUUGGAGGAGCAGCUCUGUUCUACUUGGGCCUCUCCAUGGUGGGCCAGUUGGGGAAGCUCACCAGGUCCACGGUUGUAGCCCUUAUCCUGCUCAUCACAGCAAAACUGUUGGUGAUGCCGUUGAUCUGUCGCGAGACGGUGGAGCUGCUGGACGCUGACAACACCAGCUCUAAUCUCGAACACUCCAGCCUCUCCAACUAUGCCUUCCUCUAUGGAGUCUUCCCUAGUGCCCCCAGUGUGGCCAUCUAUGCUGCUCACUAUAACAUGGAGCUCCAAGUUGUUACCUCAGGGAUGGUAAUAAGCACAUUCCUCUCAGCUCCCAUAAUGUAUGUUUCUGCUUGGUUGCUGACAAUACCAUGGAUGGACCCUAAGCCAUUGAUGGAUUCUCUGCAGAAUGUCAGCUUUAAUGUCAGCAUCAUCAGCUUAGUUGCACUGGCUUGGACAGUUACUGUCAUGUUCCUGAGUAAGAAGUUUAAGAGACUACCUCACAUGUUCACCGUCAACCUGUUCUUGGCACAGAUUCUAGCUUGUGUUAGCAUGAUCAUGUGGAACUUUGUCGUGAGACAAGACCGCUUCAUUGGACACGUGUUGACAUUCACACUGUUGUACGGCUCACUGUACAGUACUUAUGUAUGGCCAGGUCUGAUAGCACUUUCCCUUGUGUUGAUGAAGAGAGGUGGUGAGCUGAAGGUUGCGCCAGGCUUCCUGGUGAUUGCAGGCUGGGGAGUCCCAGCCCUUGUGGCAGCAGUGCUCCUCGUAACUGGGGAGAGGAUGCCUGACACCAUCGAUUCGGCUUUCUUUUAUGGAAGACCCCAGAUCAUCUGCACCUCAGUUGUGCUUGCCUUCAGCAUAGUGCUGGGCGGGUGCUCUUUGGUGGGCCUUCGUCGAGGCACGUGGGACUCAAAGUACCAUGUCCUGGAGAGAGACUCUAUGCUAGGCACUACUGAGGAUCUGAGGCCCCAGACUGGCCCAGAUACCCAAACUAUCCCAGAUAUCCGUGACAUGUUUGAGCCAGCCGGAACUGGAAUCAUCAACAUAGGUCAGUGUGAGUCACCAGGCUGUCUACUGGCCCAGGAGGAGCAGCAGAAGCAGGUGGCAGACAGACAGGUGGCCCGCCAUGUGCUCUUGUGCCUGCUACUGACCGUCAGCCUACUAGCUAACCUGUCCAGCUGCCUGUGGUGGCUUUUUAGUCGAGUUCCUGGGAGACUUUACUUAGAGCUGCAGUUCUUCUGUGCUGUGAUCAACUAUGGACAGGGCUUCAUCUCGUUCGGGCUUUUUGGCCUGGACAAACAUUUGAUAAUACUGCCGUUUAAAAAGAAGAUAUCCUGUCUGUGGCAUAGAAGGAAGCCAGAGGAGCAGCCUCAACUGGUUGUAUCUGAUGACAUCAUGAUGACCUGCACUCAAUUCAUCAGAUACCACAAAGAGCAGUGUGUCCAGGACAUUGUCCAGCAGAAGAGCUGUGGGGAGUGCCUAACUGGCCGGUUGGUGAAUCCUUCCUCUGACACACAGGUGUGGGGAGAGGACAGUGGCGGACACUUUUCUUGGCAGUGAGCUGGUAGAGUGGCUGUUGCAGGUGGGUCUGUCACAGGACCGAGGAGAGGCGCUGCUCUACGGGGUCCGGCUGCAUCAGGGUGGGGUGCUCCAGCACAUCACCCAGGAGUAUGGCUUCAAAGAUGACAACCUGCACUACUGCUUCACAGCAUAAGGUGGCCCCUGGGUAGGCCCAGUCUCUGUUUCCCAGAGGCACAUGAUGAAAAAUAGAUCAGCUAUCUACCAGACCUGAAUCCAGGUGGCUACAUACAUAGCACUAGCAGUAUGGGUUGACUUUUUUUAAUGCUUUUAUUGUUUUGCACAUGGAAAUAUGCAUCAGUAGAAGCAUUGAGCACUUGUUAGUUUUCUUUUAAACUGCCUAUUUUCUUUGUGGGUUUUGUAUGGCACUGUAUGCAUAACGAGAUUUAACAGUUGUCAAAGAGGCUGAGGUAAAAAUGACCGGCCCAAAUUAUGGAUGUCAAAUAUCUUGCAUUAUCGUCUCAAGUUAUACAGACCAGCUUGUAUCCCCUUGAUGACACUUUUAUACCGUAAGGCUCAGAUUGUUAUUUAUUUAGUUUGGAUGGCAAGAAUGGUAUUUGUCAGGUAUUGAAAAUGCAAGUCUGUAAUGGGCCUCUCGAGUGGCGCAGAGUUCUAAUGCACUGCAUCACAGUGCUAGAGGCGUCACUACAGACCCGGGUUCGAUCCCGGGCUCUAUCAUAACCGGCCGUGAUCGGGAGUCCCAUAGGGCGGCGCACAAUUGGCCCAGCGUCGUCCGGGUUAGGGGAGGGUUUGGCGGGGGGGCUUUACAAGUGGGCCGUUAUUGUUAAUAAGAAUUUGUUCUUAACUGACUUGUCUAGUUAAAUAAAAAAUGUAAAUGCA
Salmo salar (Atlantic salmon) is the source of this 3973-nucleotide messenger RNA. Its product is annotated as lysosomal cholesterol signaling protein. The record is from RefSeq and is a predicted model, not a curated record. Lineage: Eukaryota; Metazoa; Chordata; Actinopteri; Salmoniformes; Salmonidae. Gene Ontology annotation, biological process: transmembrane transport; intracellular signal transduction; negative regulation of BMP signaling pathway. Gene Ontology annotation, cellular component: membrane.